This is a messenger RNA of Diprion similis, 1242 nucleotides long. RefSeq lists its product as uncharacterized. The transcript has 2 exons. Gene Ontology annotation, molecular function: ribonucleoside-diphosphate reductase activity, thioredoxin disulfide as acceptor. Gene Ontology annotation, cellular component: cytosol. Gene Ontology annotation, biological process: deoxyribonucleotide biosynthetic process. The coding region runs from base 1 to 1242 and encodes 413 amino acids. The record is from RefSeq and is a predicted model, not a curated record. Lineage: Eukaryota; Metazoa; Arthropoda; Insecta; Hymenoptera; Diprionidae.
AUGGCCUUCGUGCACGCGCAUUCGGGUGAGUGUAUGAAGUCGGAACUGGAAUUAUUUUCUCUACCACCAACGCAGACGUCUAUUGAGGCUGGUCAAUGGGUACACUACAAGCCCGUAUCAUCUCUAACCGAUGAUUCCCCGAUUGAAUUUGUUGUUCCUGGAAACAGCGAUGAGUACAUCGACUUGGCACACACUAUGCUUAGCGUACGAGUGAAGUUACAGCCAUCGGCUCCGGUCACCCCAGCAGGCGAAGGCAACGCACCCGCUCCGCACGCCACUCCGGUAAAUAAUCUGCUCCACUCAAUGUUCAAUCAAGUCGAUAUAUUCUUCAACCAAAAACUAGUCUCCCCAGCCAACAACUCUUAUGCCUAUCGAGCGUACAUAGAGACCCCACUGAAUUACGCACCUCACGCCAAGAAAUCUCAUCUUUCAUCGGCACUAUGGUACGACAGCGAGGAAGGAGUAUCAGAUGUAUACGACGCCGACGCUGCCGACAAAUUUUUACUCAACGGUGUGGAACUGCGUCUUCGCCUCGUGAGAUCGAGAGAUAGCUUUUGCAUCAUGGAAGCCGAAAAUCGCCACAAGCUACACAUCCUGGAAACUUCGCUGCUCGUUCGUCGGGUGAAGAUCAGCCCCGGAAUCUUGUUGGCGCAUGCACGGACACUAGCCAAAGGUACAGCAAAAUACCCCGUGACCAGAGUCGAGGUGAAAUCCUUCACCAUACAUGCAGGAGUACAAGCAGAAACGCUGGACAAUGUGAUACUCGGUCAGCUACCGAAACGAGUGAUAAUCGGUUUUGUCAGUAAUAAAGCCUACAACGGAGACAGACAACGCAAUCCAUUCAAUUUUCAAAACUACUCUCUGAAUUUCCUCUCGCUGUACGUCGACGGAGUGCAAGUUCCAUCGAAACCGCUACAGAUGAACUUUGGCAAAGACGAUCUCUACGUGGACGCCUAUCACACCCUCUUCUCCGGUACGGGGAUUCAUUUUCUGAACGACGGAAAUGGUAUCAAUCGACAACAGUUCGCCAAAGGAAAUUGUCUAAUGGCGUUUGAUCUAACUCCCGAUCUCUUCGCCAACUGUCCGUCUCACUGGACGCUCAUCAAACACGGAACUCUCAGGGUCGAAGUGCGCUUUGACGAAGCCCUCAAAGAGACUGUGAAUUGCCUGGUGUACGCUGAAUUCGAUAAUCUGAUUGAAGUGGAUGCUGCACGUCAGGUCAUUACAGAUUUUUCGGGGUAA